AUGAGGCUGUGGCAGCUGGGGAAGCAGGAGGUGUCCCUGCCUCUGCUAAGCACCUCUGAGAAAAGUCCUCAGAGAUCCAUGGCAUGGAGCACAUCAGUUGGAGGCUCCAGCAAUCAAGACAAUGAGGAUACAAGCUCUCUGCAGACCUCAGCAGACCCCGAGUCUCUGUGUAGAGACCGCAUGGAUGAGAAUGUGCCCAAUUUGGUGCAUGCCAUGAUCCUCAGGUAUCGUUUGAGAAAGCCUAUUACAAAGGCAGAGAUGCUACAAGUUGUUAACAAAAGGGACAAGAGUCAAUUCCCUGUGAUUUUUAAGAAAGCUUGUAAGUGCUUGGAGGUGAUCUGUGGCAUUGAUGUGAAGGAAGUGGUCCCUGCCACCCACUCCUAUGUCCUUGUCAACUCACUGGAUCUCACCUAUGAUGAGAUGCUUAGUGACCACCAGAGCAUGCCUAAAAACGGCCUCCUGAUAAUCAUCCUGGGUAUGAUCUUCCUGGAGGGCAACUGUGCCUCUGAGGAAGACAUUUGGGAGUUCCUGAAUAUGAUGGGAGUUUAUGCUGGGAGGGAGCACUUCAUUUAUGGGGAGCCUAGGAAGCUCAUCACCAGAACAUGGGUUCAGGAGAAUUACCUGGAGUACCAGCAGGUGCUUAAUAGUGAUCCACCACGCUACCAAUUUAUGUGGGGUCCAAGGGCCCAUGCUGAAACCAGCAAGUUGCAAGUUCUGGAAUUUUUGUCCAAGAUCAAAGGGAUUGACCCCAUUUCCUUCUCAUGCUGGUACGAGGAGGCUUUAAGAGAUGAGCAAGAGAGAGCCCGGGCCAGAAUUGGCCCUGUGGGUCAUGCUGCUGCCAUGUUCAUGGCACAGCCUCUCCUCCCCCAACUGAAGAAUGAGCGCAAAUCUUCACUCUGUGGUUGA
Molecule: messenger RNA, 906 nt
Organism: Eptesicus fuscus (big brown bat)
Lineage: Eukaryota; Metazoa; Chordata; Mammalia; Chiroptera; Vespertilionidae
Product: melanoma-associated antigen 10-like
Exons: 2
Coding region: 1-906 (301 amino acids)
Biological process (GO): negative regulation of transcription by RNA polymerase II
Cellular component (GO): nucleus
Source: RefSeq, a predicted model, not a curated record